Messenger RNA from Anisakis simplex (herring worm), 2745 nucleotides. The record is from the annotation of a GenBank genome assembly. Lineage: Eukaryota; Metazoa; Nematoda; Chromadorea; Rhabditida; Anisakidae.
UCAAUCAUACGUAGUACGGUCAACAAAAAGAUGUCCAAUUGGCCAAAAUUCGAUUUUCCAUCGCCAAAAUACUCUGCGUGGACUCGGAAACGGUCGUUGAUGAAUGGUGAGGCUGCGCCGAAACGAAGACUGAAUUUUAUUCCCGCCAUCGACGAAAAUUUCGAAAAAUCUUCAACUUCGUCGCCUUCAACAAGCCGAUGUUGUAUUGUCAAAUUAGACGAUACCAAAAAUCGAGUCAUAUCGAAAAGUAGAUCAAUGCACGAGAACGUAUCAUCGUAUACGAAAGCUAGUGCACUUCAUCCAUUGAAAGAUUCAGAAGCGAUCGGUGAUCGCCUGCAGGAAACUGAUGUGGCAUCGAAUCACAAAUUCGGAGAUAAGGCCAAGCUGAUUCGACGGAAAGUCCUUGAUAAUAGCUUCCUGAAACGUGCGAAACAUAAGGAAUCUUUGCAAGUGACACCUCCAAGUGAUGCUAAAUAUUCGCAGUCUCAUGAUUUUGAAGCAGAACCUGAAAUCGAGAAGAAAUCUGGGCCGAAAUUAGGAUAGUGGAGCCGGAAUAUCGGGGUCAUCCGACCUGGANUUUGCGUCAAAUGUGAUGCAAUAAAGCCAAGCGGCGUUAACCCUGAAGCUGACAGUGAAACUAUACCGUAUGUAUUACCUGGUUUCACGCGAGUUAGUGAUCCACGACGUGUCAGAAUUCCGAUUCCCGAAGAGGUGGAGGGAGGAGAUUUUGACGUAUCGCUUGAUCUACCUGAUGGAUAUGAUCGUUCUUACGUGUCUCCAGUCCUUGAUGAUAGCUUUCUGAGACGUGCAAAACAUAAAGAAUCUUUUCAAGCAACACCCCCAAAUGAUGUUAAAUCUUCGAAUUCAACAAGGUCUUCAAAAGAUUCAUCUAAACAAAUAGUUGCCUCACCUGAGACAACUAAAUUAUCUUCGGCUCGACCUGAAGUGGAAAAAUCGUCUUUGAAGUAUUGUCAGAUUCCAUCGUCUUCAAAACAGCAACAACAAGAAAUGUCAUCAUCAAUAACAGACCAGCACUAUUAUGGAAAUUGUUCGCGAGCUAGUCCCCAAGGGUUUCCCGAUUCCCGAAGAAAAGUGAUCGAAAACGAACUUCUGUCUUCUUUGCAUCAAGCUCAUGACUUUGAACCUUCCAGUUGUCAGCAACAGCCAGAAUACUCGUCGCAGAAGGAUUCAAGUUUAGUGGACCCAUUUGCAAGCUGUAGUUCGCAGUCUGAAUCAAUGCUGAAGUCCGCAACUUCAGAUGAUAGCUGUUCUAUAAAAGCAGUUGCCAGUAACCCACAGAAAUCGCAGGUUUUUUGUGAUGCUGAUUUGACGAUGGAUUCGGAUCUUUUUGAUUCGCCUUCUCAAAAAUUUCUUUUCGAAUUGGCUUCACCUAUUGAACCGAUAAAAAAAGCAUUGUGUUCUGAGGGUGAUGAAGAAGUUCCAUUAAAAGAACGAGGCAAACAUUUCCGUCGCAGAACUUCUACACUGUUAACAGCAGAUGAAUAUAACGGUAACGUUGAUAAUGGAAUAGAUCAUGGUAAUGAGGAAGAUGAUAAUAAUGUCAAUGAUAAAGAUAAGUCAGUUAUAUGUGCCGAAAUGGAAGUCAAUAGCUUAAAGGAUAGUGGUGAUGAUUCCGUAUGGUUUGAUGCGAAAUGUUACAAUAAUGAGCCCUUCACAAUAGCAACAUGUUCAACGCAGACUGAGUUUAUCCGAAAUUCCCCUCAAAUAUCGCCUCAAAAAUCUGUGGAAACUGAUGUUUCCCCAGUGAAAACCCCACUUGCCAGUUCAUUAUGUUCACAAAGAAACGCAAACUCCAAUCCUCCUCAGAUAUCAUCUGCUGAAUCUUCAUCGUUGGGAUGCAGGGUAUCAAAUGAAAUUGAAGUGAAUGAUAUUUGGGAAAGACGCUUAACAGAGGCAUCGGGAGCAACAGUUCGGGCAAAUCACCGGUUAAGUAAACUAGCUGAUGCUUUGAAAAGACGUCAACAGACUCUCCGAUCGGAUUUAGCGAUGUGGCGAUGUGAUAUGAUAAAUAGCCCAGUUCUUAAGGGUUCAGCUGGUAGCAAUGAUAAGGGUUGUUUUGAUUGUGCGAUUGAUAAGGCUAACGAUGCGCUUGGUAUUGAUAAGAACAGUGGUAAAGGCAAUGACAACGGUAGAGAUGUGAACAGCGAACAAAAAUGUGCAAUGCAGAUUCAACUAGAUGACGCAUCAUCUUCAUUAAAGAGAUGGGGUGUUUGCUGGAGAAGGGGCAACGAGGUGGGAACGGGUAGAAGCGUUUUGAUUGCAGAUAGUGAACCGUUGAAUCUGAUUGGAAAUGGGAAUUUGAAUGCAGUUUCAGGAAGUGAUAGUUGUUGUUCAGAGCAUGUUGAUUCGUAUUAUUUGUCUUUGUAUAAACCGUUGGCGAAAUCUGAACUGGAGCAAAAUUCUGAGAAAUUAAUGAUUUUGUUGGCUCCGAGAUUCACAGAAAUUCAGUCACCUUUAGUGCUGAUCGUACAUUUAAUGAUGCCAUUAAUGGUCUGGCAAAUCCUGCUAAUAAUAGCGUUCUUUCCCGAACAAUUUCUGAUGGACUUUAUCGAUGAAUUCUAUCGUUACGAUAGUGCGGCUGGUGAUCAAUUGUUAUUAUUUGACGAUGACAUAACUCACCAAGAACAGAUACAUUCACACGGUGAUGUGCCAAGGAGUCCGAGACCACUGAGGGACGACAACGACAUUGAGUUUGAUAACGAAUUGCAGCUUUCUGAAGGUUGA